AUGGGGAUCCAGGGUCUGCUACCGCUGCUAAAGUCCAUCGAGAAGCCCGUUCACCUCAAGGACUAUGCAGGACAGACCCUUGCAGUCGAUGGCUAUGUUUGGCUACACAAGGGAGCAUUUUCUUGCGCACAGGAACUAUGUCUCGGCCAGCCGACCCAAAAAUAUAUCACAUACUUUAUGCGCAAGAUCGACAUGUUCAAGUUCUUUGGCGUCAAACCCUACGUUGUCUUUGAUGGUGGCUAUCUGCCCUCGAAAGCCGCCACGGAACAGGAGCGUCUGAGCCGUCGGGAGGAGAGCAAAAAGGCGGCCAUGGAACUUCUUCACUCUGGAAAGUCAAAGCAGGCGCAGGAUCAUUUUCGCAAAUGUGUCGAUGUAACGCCCGAAAUGGCCUACGCGGUGAUUCAGGCAUUAGAGGCUGCCCAGGUAGACUUUGUCGUGGCACCAUACGAGGCAGACGCUCAGAUGGCAUAUCUAGAAAUGAAAGGCUUGGUGCAUGGGAUCGUCACAGAGGACUCGGAUCUGCUAGUCUUUGGCUGCAAAAGAGUCAUCUUCAAGCUGGAUCAAUACGGCUCUGGGAUCGAGAUACUGCAUGAGAACCUCAGCAUGGUGCGCGAUAUCUCCUUUCACGAAUGGACCAUGACCGAGAUACGUCACAUGUGCAUCCUCGCAGGUUGCGAUUACCUGCCAUCAAUUCCGGGUAUGGGUCUCAAAACCGCGCAGCGGGUUCUUCGACGCUUCAAAACAUUCGAACGGGCUAUCAAGCACCUCCGGAUGGAGUACACGGGCGCAAAGAUCAAAGCAGACUAUGAAGAGGCGUUCCGGAAAGCAGACUUGACCUUUCUGUACGCCCGCGUAUAUGACCCUGUCUCCCAUUCAAUGGUACACUUAAAUGCCGUUCCGGAGGAGCUCGAAGAGCUUGUUCAAACCGAUGAGUACGACUUCCUAGGACCGUAG
This is a messenger RNA of Gamsiella multidivaricata, 954 nucleotides long. RefSeq names its product exonuclease. Gene Ontology annotation, molecular function: metal ion binding; 5'-3' DNA exonuclease activity; DNA binding. The coding region runs from base 1 to 954 and encodes 317 amino acids. Gene Ontology annotation, biological process: DNA recombination; mismatch repair; DNA double-strand break processing. Gene Ontology annotation, cellular component: nucleus. NCBI's taxonomy places the organism in Eukaryota, Fungi, Mortierellomycota, Mortierellomycetes, Mortierellales, Mortierellaceae. The record is from RefSeq and is a predicted model, not a curated record. The transcript is spliced from 4 exons.